CCUAAUUGAAUAGGGCUUGAGCUUGAGAGAGAAUCUGCUUGUAAUACUUGUGUCACACAUCUAAAGACUGAUCGUUGGCGGUUUUAGGUACUUUUUCUGCUGAAACAAGAAAGCAAACAGCGCCACAAUGCCCGACUAUCUUGGAAGUGAUAUGCGAAAGACCAAAGAUGAGGAAAAGGAAGAAAAGGAAAUCAAAUCUUUGGAUGAAGCUGAUAUUGCCCUACUCAAAAGCUAUGGACAAGGUCAGUACACGAAGAGUAUCAAGGGAGUGGAUGACGAUAUCCAGACAAUCAUCAAGAGGGUCAAUGAGCUGACAGGCAUCAAGGAAUCAGACACUGGCCUUGCCCAUCCAGCUCUAUGGGAUCUUGCUGCUGACAAACAAACCCUUCAGAACGAGCAGCCUCUGCAGGUUGCUAGGUGCACUAAAAUUAUCAAUGCAGAUUCUGAUGACCCAAAGUAUAUCAUAAAUGUAAAGCAGUUUGCCAAGUUUGUUGUUGACCUAGCAGACUCCGUAGCUCCCACUGACAUUGAAGAAGGCAUGAGAGUUGGAGUGGACCGCAACAAAUACCAAAUUCACAUCCCUUUACCUCCUAAAAUUGACCCUACAGUCACCAUGAUGCAAGUAGAAGAGAAACCUGAUGUCACUUACAGUGAUGUCGGUGGUUGCAAAGAGCAGAUUGAAAAGCUCCGUGAAGUUGUGGAAACACCUCUUCUUCAACCUGAAAAGUUUGUUAACCUUGGUAUUGAACCACCAAAAGGAGUACUUUUAUUCGGGCCCCCUGGUACUGGUAAAACUCUGUGUGCCAGAGCUGUUGCUAAUCGAACUGAUGCUUGCUUCAUUCGUGUCAUUGGUUCUGAAUUGGUUCAAAAAUAUGUUGGUGAGGGUGCUCGAAUGGUCAGAGAACUUUUUGAAAUGGCUCGCAGUAAGAAGGCGUGCCUUAUUUUCUUUGAUGAAAUUGACGCCAUCGGAGGUGCCAGGUUCGAUGAUGGUGCAGGUGGCGACAAUGAGGUACAGAGGACCAUGUUGGAGUUGAUCAAUCAGUUAGAUGGUUUUGAUCCUCGUGGUAACAUCAAGGUGCUGAUGGCCACGAACCGUCCCGACACUUUGGACCCAGCCCUUAUGCGUCCUGGUCGUUUGGAUCGUAAAGUUGAGUUUGGCCUCCCUGAUUUAGAUGGGCGAACCCACAUUUUCAAAAUCCAUGCUCGUUCCAUGAGUGUUGAGAGGGACAUCAGGUUUGAGCUUCUGGCACGUCUUUGCCCCAACAGCACAGGUGCUGAAAUUAGGUCAGUCUGCACUGAAGCAGGGAUGUUUGCAAUUCGUGCUAGGAGAAAAGUAGCCACUGAAAAAGAUUUCUUGGAAGCAGUGAACAAGGUUAUCAAGUCUUAUGCCAAGUUCUCUGCCACUCCUCGCUACAUGACUUAUAACUAAACUUUUUAAUAUGUGCAGUGGGAUGAUUCAAAUUAUGUGUGAGAAAAGAAAGUUGUGUAAUAAUUUAAUAAAUAGGUUUGUUUCUGUA
Molecule: messenger RNA, 1517 nt
Organism: Thrips palmi
Lineage: Eukaryota; Metazoa; Arthropoda; Insecta; Thysanoptera; Thripidae
Gene: Rpt1
Product: 26S proteasome regulatory subunit 7
Exons: 8
Coding region: 128-1429 (433 amino acids)
Biological process (GO): proteasome-mediated ubiquitin-dependent protein catabolic process
Cellular component (GO): proteasome regulatory particle, base subcomplex
Molecular function (GO): ATP binding; ATP hydrolysis activity; proteasome-activating activity
Source: RefSeq, a predicted model, not a curated record